CUCCAAUAACAAAAGAAAUUUCAGUUAUAAAUGGAGUUUCUUAGACGUAAUAUAUAUGAGAAAGAAGAUAGAUGACUCUAGUUUGUUGAGUGUAAGUUUUACGAUAUUUUCAGCAUUCAUGAUCAUUUCUGGAAAUAUUUUAAGCGAAAAAUACGGAAUAUAAUUUAAUAAAUAAUUAGGUAUAUAUAUUAUAUGAAAAUAUGUAGGUUUGUAGAAUAAGAUGCAUUUAAUGAUUACUCUCAAGGUAGAACUUAUGUUUUUUAACUGAUGGCAUUUUUUGCAGGAAUAAUUUUAAUAACAACUGUUCCUUUAUUUUUCUUUAAGGCAAAAUCAAAGCAUCCUCCAUUACAAAGUGCAUCUGAAGUAAAAAAUAAAUUUCAAAUUUUGGUAAUGUGUUAGGGAAAAUUAUAUAAAUAUGUUGUAAAACCUUUUGGAUACAAUUUAGAAUAAAUUUCUAAUGUUCUUUUAGGAGGAGUAAUUGCAGAAUUACUGGGAGAUAUUUUGUUGGUUCUUUUGUAAAAUUAAAAGGAAAAUAUAAAAUAGUAUUAUAAAUUUUUAAUGCAUCCACAACUUUUUUUAUGCUUUCCUUAUUUUAAAUCUUGCUGUUAAAGCUCAUUGGUUAUUUUAUAUUAGUUAUUUCUUUGUUUGUCUAUUUUCUAGUAUUUUGGCAUUGAAAUUUUAAUUUUCAUGUGA
Messenger RNA from Paramecium sonneborni, 693 nucleotides. NCBI's taxonomy places the organism in Eukaryota, Ciliophora, Oligohymenophorea, Peniculida, Parameciidae. The record is from the annotation of a GenBank genome assembly.